Messenger RNA from Soboliphyme baturini, 1257 nucleotides. The record is from the annotation of a GenBank genome assembly. NCBI's taxonomy places the organism in Eukaryota, Metazoa, Nematoda, Enoplea, Dioctophymatida, Soboliphymatidae.
AUGAUAAAAACCAAAAAAGUGUCGUUGAAGCAGCAAACGUUGUCACAAGUGAUAAGAAAGCUAGGAACUGCGACGUUUUGGUUUAAAAACGGAAGACAUCGAGAUGGAUUUCUGCUAACCGAGGAUCAUUUACACAAAGCGAGAAGUUUAUCGGAUAAUGUCAAGCAACGAUGGUUCAUGCAGAAGCUGGACCACUUCGACAUCAACGAGAAACGAAUGUUCAAUCAGAAGUAUUACACAAACAGCGUUUUCUACAAACCAGAUGGACCCAUGUUUCUGAUGAUCGGCGGCGAGUCCCCAGCUCGGCCAGUGCUCAUUGACGAAAGUAUCGCAGAGCUCUUCGGUGCUUUAUGCUUUUACUAUGAUUUUAGUGACAUCAGUACGCCGAACUUAAAAUGGCUUUCAAGCGAACAAGCACUUGCUGACAUUGCCUUUUUUAUUCAAUCGAUGAACACCGCAUACUCAAUUAAAAGUCCCAAGUGGAUUACAUUUGGGGGCUCAUACCCAGGAAACUUGGCAGCCUGGUUUAGAAUGAAGUAUCCGCACUUGGCGAUUGGAGCAGUAUCCAGUAGUGCUCCAGUAGAAGCAAAAGUUAAUUUCUGGGAAUACCUAAAAGUGGUGGUGCAAUCCCUGAAAGAUUACAGCUCAAAAUGUGUGGAAAACAUUCAACAGUCAGUUCGUUGCGCUGUGUUUGUUACAAAUACGACUAAUCUGUUCGCCAAUCUAUUUUUCAACUUUGCCGGAGUGGUGCAAUACAGUAAGGACAACAGGGUAAUUUUGUUACCUAUUAUUCUGAAAUACGUUUCCUUUUUUUUCAGACCAACUUUAGGUCGCCUCUGGACGUACCAAACAUGCACAGAAUUUGGGUAUUACCAGACAUCCGACUUACAAGAGAACAACCCAUUCUCGCACAGAUUUAACUUAAACUUCUCCCUGUUACAAUGCGAGGACAUAUUCGGCUCAGAGUAUGAAGGUAAACUGGUAUCGGAAUCCGUCAGUCAAACGAACAUUAGAAACGGAGCAAAAGAUAUCAAGGUAUUCAUCUACAAGAUAACAGUAGCUAAGAUGCAUUUUAUUUUUUGCGCUUGUACAAAAUAUGAGAACUACGAAGAAAUGCAAUUAAAGAUUUUGUUUCUAGGAACGGCGCACUGUGCGAACAUGUACCCGGCUAAUGCGAACGACCCUCCAGAGCUGGUUGCUGCAAGAAAACAAAUCACUUCAGUGAUUGCACAGUGGCUAAGCCAGUCUUCUUCAUAA